Lactuca sativa (garden lettuce) is the source of this 636-nucleotide messenger RNA. The record is from RefSeq and is a predicted model, not a curated record. Lineage: Eukaryota; Viridiplantae; Streptophyta; Magnoliopsida; Asterales; Asteraceae.
AUGUGUGGUGACGAUGAGAACCUAGAAAAAAUGAUUGAUUGUCAAUUUGAUCAAUUCACUAAUGCACGAGGACUCUUUAGUCUUAAUGUAUCCAAAUCAACAAAAAAAGAAAAAACUCCAAUUGAUUGGUGGGAUUCAUACGGAGCUGACACGCCCGAGUUGAGGAAUUUUUCCAUGAGAAUUUUGAGUUUGACAUGCUCCUCAUUUGGUUGUGAGAGAAAUUUGAGUGCUUUCAAGAUGGUACAUUCCAAGAAAAGAAAUCGACUACAUCAACAGAAGAUGAACGACCCCGUGUAUGUGAUGUACAACUUAAAGCUAGAUGGAAGAGAAAAAAAGAAAGGAAAGAUACAUUAUCAAAUAGGACUUGAAACAUUGAAUCUUGAUGAUGUUAGUUCGGAUGAUGAAUGGAUUACUGAAGAGGAGUCUUCUCAUCAACAUGCAGAUGAAGAGUGGAUUAGUCAUCUUGAUGGUUCAAGUUCAAGCAAGUCGCAUACCCAUGAUGGUGGUGAAGAUGAAGAAUUUCUUGAAAUAGCUAUAAGAGAUCAAUUGCGUGUGGGUAGUGGAAGAGAAUUAGGAGAAGAUGUUUUUGAUUUAGGAGGAAACAAUAAGGAAGCACCAUUUGUUAUGCUAGACUAG